Spinacia oleracea (spinach) is the source of this 1002-nucleotide messenger RNA. RefSeq lists its product as uncharacterized. NCBI's taxonomy places the organism in Eukaryota, Viridiplantae, Streptophyta, Magnoliopsida, Caryophyllales, Amaranthaceae. The transcript is spliced from 8 exons. The record is from RefSeq and is a predicted model, not a curated record. The coding region runs from base 1 to 1002 and encodes 333 amino acids.
AUGGGGAAUGGUGAGGAUAUCAGCCAAGCAAUUCUGCCAGCUGGUAAUGGAAGAAGAUUUUUAGUUGAGAAUAGACCUAAAGUGCACUGGGAUAGACUAGUAUGGAAUAGACUUAACACUCUAAAGCACAUAUUCAUUUCUUGGCUUGCAAUUCAAGCUAGACUUCAAACUGCAGCGAAACUUGCAAAAUUAGGGAUCAGUAAUUCUGCUAGAUGUCUGAUUUCUGGUCAAGGUGAUGAGGAUCAUGACAAUUUAUUUUUCUGGUGCCCUUAUAGCAACAGGUGUUUGUUAGAAAUGAAGAACUGGAUGGGAUUGCAGUGUACUGGUAAUAAUCUGCAUCAUCUAUCCAGAUGUAUCAGCCAGAGUAGAAGUACUAAGUUCAGAAAGCAAGUGUAUUUUACAGAACUGGUAGCACUUGUCUACUUGAUUUGGAAAUGCAGGAAUACUAGCUACUGGGAUCAGACUAUACCCACUGUUAAGAACACCAUCAAAAACAUAAAGCAUUUUGUAAAGAGUAGAAUACAAGCAGUGUUGCCUAAGAAUGUUAGCAGUUCUUGUGUAGCCAAAUUGAAUUUGUUUGGUGGGUUAGACUGCCCCCUCUGCAAAAUAUCCUAUUUUGAACAAGAUUUGAGGCAAGAGCAUUUUGUACAAAAUGUGGUGAACAUCUACAGCAAUAUGAAGGCAUCUACUCAUAUGCUUAAUCCAUGUUCUUUUUUGGCUAACUUGAUCAUAUUUUCAAAUUCUGAGAUGUUUUGCAGUCUGCUCCUGGUAAAGUUUGAUGGCCUAACUGCUUCUCCACAGAGGGUUGCGGAUUUUUUUCUUCGCUUGACUGCGGGUAAACUUCCAUCCAAGAAGUCUUCCAAGAGAACUAAAAUCAAGGAUAAAAGUCAUGAUCAAUCUGGCAAGAAGCAAAAGCAGUUUCUAAGACAAUGUUCUGAAAUGGCUAAUACUGUGAAUGGUUCUGGAACCAACAAGCAGUUGAAUCUGAUACUGCAAGUUUAG